Molecule: messenger RNA, 2759 nt
Organism: Eriocheir sinensis (Chinese mitten crab)
Lineage: Eukaryota; Metazoa; Arthropoda; Malacostraca; Decapoda; Varunidae
Product: WAS/WASL-interacting protein family member 1-like
Exons: 9
Coding region: 529-2544 (671 amino acids)
Source: RefSeq, a predicted model, not a curated record
UGCUGCCCCUCGUCUGCCGCCACAACCGCCGCGACGUCAUCCACAAGCACCACGUCAGCUUCCCGCACGAUCGACCGAGGCACAGACCCCAUAGAACUCGGGGCAGCGCGGCGCGGCAGAUGACCGAGGAACGCAGAGGUACCGGCGGAGGAGGCGGCGGCAGUGUUGGCAGCGGCGGGAAUGGUGGCGGCAGCAGCAGUCAGGGGCCGCAGGACUCCACCAACACAAGCGACCCACCCAGGCCAUCCUCAGCCUUAUGGGGCGGGGGCGGCCUCGGGGGGGACACGGACGGCGGCGGAGCAGGGGCGGGGGAGGGCGAGGAGCGGGUGGAGGAGUCAUCCAGCUUGGGGGCGGCUCGAUCGCUGCGCCAGAUGGUGAGUGACGACAGCGCCUCCUCCUCAAGCCUAGACUCGUCCUCCUCAGCGACCUCUGGGGCUAGCCGAGCCUCGGAACGCAACACCCGACUCUCGCUCCUGUGGACGUCUCGGCUCCAUCGUCUGGGGCAAGAUUCCGACGGGGUGGCGACCGAUGCGACUCCUAACCCAUGGGAGCCCCGACCUGACCCCGCCCCCAGGCCCCCAGGGUGAUGACGAACGUGGGGGUAAUGAAGAGGAGGCUAGUACUGGGGUGUCAACGUCCACCCCGUCGCCGCUAUCCGGGGCACGGGGCGAACGGUCAAGCCUCCAUUGGGGUUACUACUUCCAUCUAUCCGACCGCCCUGGGAUUCACGGCAGGCGACCAGGGCGGGUCAACCGGGGCAGAGAGAGAGCGGGGCCGCCGGAAGAUGCCCCGAGUCAGGCGAACGGAGCGGGGGCGGGGCCGGGGGUGGAGUCCAGGGAUGCUGUUGAUGAUCCGAGUGAUGCGACACAGCCCCCUCUGCCCCCCGGUCCUCCUCCUCUUCCACCUCUUCCACCUCUCCCUCCAGCCCCUCCACUGUCCCCUGUACCUCUUCUCCCCUCGCCUCCACUUCCUCCUCUCCCGCCUCUUCCGCCCUAUGAUCCACCGCUGCCCCCUCCCGCUCUGCCUUCUGAUCCACCCACCGAUCCACCAUUCUCGAGACUUUCCACCCAUGCCGAGCUGCCUGAUCUCUAUCCUACGCUGCCGCCGUCACCGCUCAGCUCCCUAGCGGAUCUCUCGGCUGCUCCACAUCCACAUCCACCGUCGGAACGCGCACGCUCUCUCGCACGGCUCCUCUCCCUCCCCCCGCCCUCCACCCUUCUUCCACGUUCCUCCACCCCAUCCUCUGUCCCUCUCUCCUCGCUCCGUAAUCCCUCCCGGUCCGAUGCCCCCUCCUCUUCCUCCUCCUCCUCCACCUCCUCCUCCACCAAUCCACUCUCCUCCGACCGGCUCCGCUCUUCCAUGGCGCGGCUUCUCUCCCGCCAUCCCUGUAAUUACUUCUCCAGGUCCUCCGCCUCGCACUCCGCCUCCACCCCCUGCUACUCCAUCCGAAAUCCAUCUCAUCCGCUGCUCAACACAUCCCUUGACACCAUUUCGGAUGACGCCUCGGGAUCCAGGGCGUCGGGGCUGCUCAGGGCGAUCCGCGGGGCCGACCUUCCCCCGGGGCCGUCUGCCAGGUCUCGCUCGGCCCUGGACUCGCAGAUUGGGGUCCGGGUCCUCAGCAGACACAUCGUUAAUAUAGAACAGAUAUGCAUUGCCCUGCUGGAGAUCAACAACCACACCAGGGAGGAACAGAUGCUUCAGCAGAUCUGCCUCAUGCUCAACGAUAUCCAGGAACAGAUCCACUCUCUGCGGCUGCCCGAGGACUCCCAGGUGGUGGAGGACCUCGCCGGGGCCUUCUCCGAGACCCUGCCCACCCCGCCCAAGUUGAUUCAGGACUCCUGUGACAUCAAGAUCAAGGUCAAGAUCAACGGAAGUAAACAGAGCGACGCUGCGGAGUCUGUCACGCCGCCCACGCCCACACAGUGCCCCCACGCCCAUCCAGUGCCCCCACGCCCAUCCAGUGCCCCCACGCCCACACAGUGCCCCCACGCCCACACAGUGCCCCCACGCCUCCACGCCCAUCCAGUGCCCCCACGCCUCCACGCCCAUCCAGUGCCCCCACGCCUCCACGCCCAUCCAGUUCAGAGUGAGGGCAGUUCUUACCUCAAUGACCUCUCUCAGGUGUCUGCUACGGUGGUGAACCUCCUGCUCCAAAUGGAUGACAUGUUUCUGGAGGGCAAGAUGGAGGUGGGGGAGGAGGUGCGGCAGCAGUGCCAUGACCCUAUGCUGGCACACACGCCGGAGCUGCUGGCUCGACGCGAGGUUCCGGCGCGCCACCCCCGGCCACCACCACGCAGCUGCAUCACAUCAGCGAGGAGAUGCUGGUUUACCGCAAGCACAACCUCCUCUCCUGCCAACUGCCCGGCUCACCCAAGUCCACGUUCCUUAUGGUAUUCAGCCCCGAUGGGUCAAAGGUCGCCUCCACCCACGGCGACCACAACAUCUACGUCAGCGAGGUCAACACAGGUCAGUGCAUCUGUACGCUGGAGGGACACCCGCGAACCCCGUGGUGUGUGGCCUUCCACCCCGCCUCCAACGAGAUAGUGGCCUCGGGCUGCCUCGGCGGGGAGGUGCGCGUGUGGGGCCUCAAGGGCGGCAGUGAGGUGUGGACGACAGAGAAGAGCACGGUGAUCGCCUCCCUCGCCUUCCACCCCACGGACAAGGUGCUGGUCAUCGCCACCUACAAUGAGAUAUACUUCUGGGAUUGGUUCCAGCCGCAGCCCUUCACCAAGAUAUGCACGGCUGAUGAGAAGGAGAAA